Molecule: messenger RNA, 1256 nt
Organism: Nicotiana tabacum (common tobacco)
Lineage: Eukaryota; Viridiplantae; Streptophyta; Magnoliopsida; Solanales; Solanaceae
Source: RefSeq, a predicted model, not a curated record
UAGGCUCCGUGUAUUCUGACCUCUCUACAACUCUCCAACACGUGUCACUCCUCAAAUAUAAAUCUUAGUCCCGCACAUUAUUUCAUCCCCUCUCAUAAAACAAAUUUAUUCUCGACUCUGCACCUAAGGGUUUGGUGUGAGAAUAUGCAGAGAGAAAGAGGUGGCAGUGACAAUUUCAACUCCUUCAGCAGUCCAUUUGAUGGAUUUGGAGGCAUGAUGUCUAGUAUAUUUGGAGGAAGAGACCCAUUUGAUGACCCGUUCUUUACUCGCCCUUUUCCUAAAUUGUCUCAGUCUUCCAUGUUACAUCCAACAACUCCUGCUGAUCACUUGCAGCAGUUUGCUAAUUCCAAUGGGCCGGUCAUUCAAGAGAUAGAUAUGGAUGAUGAGGGAGAAGUAGAGCUAGAACCAGCGGAGGAAGAUGGCGUUAAUGGCUCCGAGGAGGAAAGAAAUAGGGAUUAUGCUAACAGAAAUCCACUUGUUGAACAUCCUGAAGACCCAACUGAUGACCAUAGCAAGAGCAAGAGCGUAAGCAAAGACGUGACUCGGAGAAUGGAAGAUAUGAAUUUGGAAAGAACAGAAUCCAAGACUCAAAGCGCGAGCUAUAGAAGAGUUACAUAUGGUGGAAUAGAGGGGGCAUAUUACACUGCCACCACCACGCGUAAGACUGGAAGUGAUGGAAGGGUGCUAGAGGAGAGCAAGCAAGCAGAUAGAACAACUGGUCAAGCAACACAUAGAAUCUCCAGGGGUAUCCACGAUAAGGGACACUCCUUAACAAGGAAGCUUGCCUCUGACGGCAAGGUGGACAUGAUGCAGACAUUGCAUAAUCUAGCAGAAGAUGAAUUAGCUGGCUUUAAACAGACAUGGAAUGGCAAUGCUGAUAGGCAUAUUCCUGGAUGGGAGAAUGGGUCUGAUUUCCAUGCAAAUGCAGGAACAAGUAAUAAUUGGUUGACCAACUGGGAUCCUAGAUUCAAAGAUCCAUUUAGUGGUCUGAGACGUAAUAGCAGUACCCAGCCUGCGAGUCGAAGUGGAAAACCAAGAAACAUCGUCAGGAUCAACAUUGAGUGAAUGUACCUAAUUCGGUAGCGAUUUGCUUAGGUUUGAAGGGCAUGUUACUGAUCUGUUUCUGACCUUAGUUCCUUUUUUUUUGGGUCAUUGUAAUACUAGUGUUGCCUAUUUCAUGUAUGCCUCUGCUUAUUAUCCACAUGGUGCGUUAACUGGUGUUAAAGCCUCCAUCCAAUAUUAAACGUCUUGUCUCA